Molecule: messenger RNA, 1315 nt
Organism: Pocillopora verrucosa
Lineage: Eukaryota; Metazoa; Cnidaria; Anthozoa; Scleractinia; Pocilloporidae
Source: RefSeq, a predicted model, not a curated record
AUGCGAAAUUUGGAUAUAAAUACAUAUGCUUUAGAUGCUUACGGCGGUGAUCGAAGACAUUUUUCACUCCAUAACAAGCAACCCAGAACAUUCCCUUUGAUUUACAAUAGGUCUAUCGUAAAGAGAAUGUGGACAAGAUUACCUUUCCUUUUAAUGCUUGGGUUGGUUUCUGCGAAACCGGUGCCAGAAAUUAGCCUCCAAGAGAUAGAGAAAGAACUUCAGGAGUUAACUGCAAAGGAACAUGAUACUUCAGAGACAACAGUAAAGAAGACUGAUCAAGCAGACACGCCCAAAGAGACAAAGUCUGAUGUGGCUACAAAGGAGGAGACAAACAGCGAGGAAAGUCUCAUAAAAAGUUCUCUAGAUGCAACAGAGAAGAAAGAAGUAGAGGUGAAAAGUGAUGCAGAGACUGAGAGAAAGAAAUCUGACUAUCUUGAGGUACCACCAAGAAAACCAGUUAAACCAGGUCCUCCAGAGAUUCCUCACCGUGAUGCUGCUAAAUAUGACUUUAAAAAUUCUGAAGCCUACAGGAGACUAAUAGAAGCAAGAAAUUCACGAUUGUUGUCUCAGCUACGUGAGGACUAUGAUAACGAAUACCCUCCUCCACCUUUUAAAAGACCUAAUUUUCCCGAAGCUCCCCACAGGAGAACAUAUGACACCUAUCGUAAGAAUUAUGAUUAUAUUCCAAAGGACCUCUACGCGCCAUGGGAUCGUACUGGAUUCGAAUCAAAUUCUGACUCAUCAGCAGGGAUGAGAGGAAUGCCAUACGACAUGACCAGAGCAGAACGCAUGGCGCUUCUUUCUGGCGGAAAAUGGCUGCCAGGUUCUCGGGCUGUAAAAGUUCCGCAUAUACUGCCUCCCCCAAGUUAUCCAGAUGUCGAUACUCGGUCAUACAACAGCUUCCAUGGAAAGAUGGACGAGAAAGAGACUGAAGACCUGAUCCGUGGUAAAGAAGGACUGACAGAGACAGAGAAGCGCAAGCGUUUACUUACGGACCUAUUGGCGGAAAAGCUCAAGUCAAAGGUGAGCGAAGCACACAAUCGAGGCAUCGAGAUUCCAUCCAAAAUACAAGAAUUCCUUUGGAAUUAUGAAGCACGUCGAACAUCGGACACACGAUCUGAGAAAGACCGUCUAAGCCACUGAGGAGUUGGUGUGAUAAGAAAUUCCCACUGAUUGGAAAGCGCGACUAACACUUAAUGAUAGGUAGUUAGACAUUUAGCUUUGAGCACAACAGUUACAGCACAGGCAGAACUUUAAUAAGAAUAUUUUCACUGUAUAUUUAGAUUAAUUACACUAUGGAGCAAUGUUUAAUUGA